AAAUGUAUUACCGUUUUAUGACUAUGAUAUUUUAUCAUAGAAUUUAUCGAUUCUUUGAUCAUUGCUUUUGACUAUUGAUACUGAAUAUUUUUAAAUCGAUUAGAUUGUUAUAUCGUGGCUAAGAAAUUGUACUUGCAAAAUCGUAAUUCAAUAAAAAUACUGGGUAGCAGUUCGAUCGUCCGUCUUUUCGAGUUUCGUCUGUCAUGGCCACGAAUUGUAGGAAUAAUCACGGUGACCACCAGGGAGUUUUUGGAAAAAAAAUAUAAGAGGGUUCGAGACUUCCCAGUGGUCCCUGAGGUUAUAGUGAAAUAGUUUCCAAAGGUCAUAGCAGGGCUGCCACCACGACUCGGGGUUGAUUUCUCGAGUUAUGGAGGGCAGGAUGAAGCUGAGGAAAUUGUCGCGCAGUCGAAUGUCACGAGCGCCGAUUUCUAGUAGUAAAUCGAGGCAAUGCAAAAAGAAACAGAAUUCAAAAAGCAGGAAGUGCAUGUGCCUGCCUUCGAAUUACGCCCUGGUAGAAUUUCCUGUCGUCUGGUCCGAACUCAGGGCCAAUCAGCAAUUAUGCGACGGCGCCAUUAGAUGUUCCAGAGAUGAAAUAUUUCCCAUUCAUCGUGCAAUACUCUCUGCCGUGAGUCCCUACUUUAAGGCUAUCUUCACGAACACUCUUAAGGGUGGCAAAACGGAAUCGAACGAAGUCUCCGUCAAUUGCGUACCCGGCGAAAUUUUUGCUUUGAUACUGGACUAUGCCUACACGGGAACCUGCAACGUCACCGCUGAAAAUGUCGAGCAACUUUUGCCAUUGGCCGAUCAAUUCGAAGUCCUGGGAGUUGUUCAGCUUUGCUGUCAGUUCUUGCUCCAAGAACUCAGACCAGAAAAUUGCUUAGGAAUAUUCAAAUUUGCACGUCACUACUUCUGUCGAGAUCUCGAAGAAAAAGGUCGAAAAUAUAUCCGCCAUCACUUUAAACAGAUACUACAAGAGAGCGCCGAAUUCAAAGAUCUUGUGUGCAGCGAAUUGGAAGCUAUACUCCGCGACGACGAACUUAACGUACGUAACGAGGAGCUUGUCUUCGAAGCCAUAAAGUCCUGGGUGGAAUAUCGAGUCGGGGAGAGAAAGAUUCAUCUGUCAAAAUUACUCGAAUGUGUUCGCUUUGGAUUGAUGAGCUUUAAAUACUUCAAUAACACAGUGCUCGAGUGGAAAAUAGUUAAAGAGGACGAGGAAUGUCAACGAGUACUGUUCCCAGCCAACGUGUACCUGAGCGAACAAGAUUUGAAGCAGGGUGAAGCAGAUUUAAAAAAUCCUUUAUCAAGACCAAGAAUUCCCUACGAGAUACUUUUUGCCAUUGGCGGAUGGAGUGCAGGUUCGCCCACCAGUUUCGUCGAGACUUACGAUACGAGAGCUGACAGAUGGUUUCUGUCAGUAAACACAGACAUAACCCCAAGAGCAUAUCAUGGUAUAUGCGCUCUGAAUAACCUCAUUUACAUGAUCGGUGGUUUUGAUGGAAACGAACACUUUAAUACUGUCCGUUGCUUUGAUCCGGUUACCAAAGAGUGGCGUGAGAGGGCCUGUAUGUAUCAUGCAAGAUGCUACGUCAGCGUCUGCACACAUGGUGGUAAAAUUUACGCCCUGGGUGGAUAUAACGGCAGAACCAGAAUGAGUUCCGGGGAACGAUACGAGCCGUUACGUAAUCAAUGGGAAAUGAUAGCAUCGAUGCACAGACAGCGUUCCGACGCCAGCGCCGCGGCGCUGCAUGACAAGAUAUAUAUCGUGGGUGGAUUCAAUGGGCAGGAAGUAUUAAGCUCCGCUGAAGUCUUCGACGUGGAAACUAAUCAAUGGAGUUAUAUACACUCCAUGACUUCUCCACGAUCAGGAGUCUCUCUUGUUGCUUUUCGUGACAGUCUUUAUGCACUUGGUGGAUUUAAUGGGUUCACAAGGCUUAGUUCGGGUGAGCGCUACAAUCCUAAUCAUUCCUCUGAUUGGCAAGAGGUCACUGAAAUGUUCAGCCCGCGGAGUAACUUUGCUACUGUCAUUUUAGACGACAUGAUUUUUGUCAUAGGAGGUUUCAAUGGUGUCAUCACAGGAUCAACUACCAUAGCCUAUGUGGAAUGUUAUGACGCUGAUAGUAAUGAAUGGUACGAUGCCAGCCCAAUGAAUCUCAGCAGAAGUGCAAUGAGUGCUUGCGUCAUCGCGGGUCUUCUCAAUGCCCGUGAAUAUUCAUAUUUGAGCAAAGCCCGUGAUUUGGGUCAAGGUCAAGCCACUUCUAAAACGCAAGACAAACUGGAAGUUACCAUUGGAGAAGACGAUAAUUUAGUGGAAGACGCUGUUGCUGCACCUGGAUAUCUUCUGGAAGGACCUAUCGAUGGAGUAGCCGAAGGUGGUGAACCGCUGCUCCAAGAAAAUAUGCAGGAUGACCUUCUGGACGUACGUCAAGCGGAGUAGCUGACAAGCAUGAUAGAGGAAAGGAAAAAAUGAAAAUUUAGUAAAAAAAUGAAAAUUUAGUAAAAAAAGAAAAUUGCGUAAGCGAGCGAAAGAUUUUAGCGAGGAUUAAUUAUUUAAUUAAUUAAUUAGUCACAAAGGACAAUGGGGUUGAACAGAUUGAACAGAGACGUAAGACGCGACUGAUAAGAGAUCUCGAAAUUGUUAUUAUUUGUAGUACGACGUAUUGAUUGAUUGUUAAUCUUUUCUAUAGAAAAUUUUGGUCCAGUCCUGAGAUAUAUUCUUUUAAUUCAGUACCUUUUAUACGCGGAUAUUGUAUUUCGUUGCUUUACUCAUGUCAGUCUUCUCUUUGUAGACUUUUUGAAUUUUCAAAAAUUUACAAGCGUCACCAAUAACUUGUAAAUACAACCAAAAAGGGAAAUUCAAUCAGUCCCGAUUAUAACGGGAUGACGAUUUUAAUUUAUUUCUUAAUUUUCAAUUUUAAUCAUCACCUCGUCUCCAAGUAUCACUUAGUUUCACGUAAUUCACUUAAAAAAUCCCACAAUCUAUACACUACAGAUAAACGAAUGGUGCGCGCGAAGGAGACCGAGGAAAAUUAAUUUUUAAUAACAAACCCAUGCAACCAAGACCUGGCAUUUUUAAUCCAACUGAAGAUAAAUCACUUGACAAUAAUCUUCUUCUUUAUUUAUUAUCUAGAAAAAAUGAAAAUUUCGACAAAAUGAACUUGUACUCUUUUACCGAUAAUAAUAAGAGUAAUAAUAAUCAUGACUUUUAUUAUUCUAUCUCACAUAUAUCUAUAUAUGUGAUGAUCAAUCUCAUAUCACACACAUAUAUAUAUGUAUAUAUAUAUAUAUAUACACACAUAUAUUUUUAUAUAUUAUGUAUAUUGUAUACAUUGUUACUUCAUCAUUGGUGUUUUCUUUGUAAUGACGAACGUCCUCUCCCCUCAUCCUUUUAUUUCUUUCUUUAAUAUUCUCUCCCACGCAUCUGCCCCUCUCUCUCGUUUCUUUGUGUCUUGUAAUUUACUUAAUACAGUGUGUUUUACGAAUUCGCAGGUUAGGUACAAUCUCGUUGAUCGAAAUUAAUCGGGUACCUUUUAUGUAAUACAUUAUGUAUCUAUAUGCAUUACAAUAUGUGCCGCACGAGUGUAACUUCUUGAGUCAAUUGCCAUGUUGACAAUGUGUGUACGUGGUGUGUGUUUUUAUGUUUACAUGUAUAUCUAUAGAACUUCAUUGGAAUAAUCAUUAGCGUAAUCGUAAAUAUAAUUACGGGCUAGGAAUAUCGGCUCGAGAAGAACUCGUUAAUCGGCACGGUAAUCGCAUGCGAAUGCGCAGGAGGGAUGCGCGUGAGAAGAACACAUUCCGAGGCCGUCGGCGACGCUUCCUCUAGGUACCUGAUAAAGACGCCCUAGUGGCUUCUCGCGCGAAUCGCCUUGGCUCAAACGAGCGAAUUUACGACGCUCGCUCGCCACGCCUCGCUCCACUCGCUUUCGAUCGGUAAAUUUAUAGAAAAUUGUGCCUUAGAUUAUAGUUCGU
Cephus cinctus (wheat stem sawfly) is the source of this 3966-nucleotide messenger RNA. Its product is annotated as kelch-like protein 10. Lineage: Eukaryota; Metazoa; Arthropoda; Insecta; Hymenoptera; Cephidae. Bases 368 to 2434 code for a protein of 688 amino acids. Gene Ontology annotation, molecular function: protein binding. The transcript is spliced from 9 exons. The record is from RefSeq and is a predicted model, not a curated record.